AUGUCUCCCCCAGGGGUGCCUCUUCCUACGAUCAGGGAGGUGCUCACGGAGCAGCAGACAAACAACCACCACAUAUCCUGCCGGUCCCAGGAAGAAGCGAAGGGUCAUGGAAUUCGGUUGACGCUGCAGCAGCCAUUGCAGCGCAGCAGAAACAGGUACAGGGCGACCACAUCAGCAGGAACAGCAGCUGUAGAAAUAGUAGUGGCGCGCACUGUUUAUAGGGCCUACUGUUACCCCGCAGCUGGUUUUUUGCUGUGGGUGUAUCUACAGCUGAUGCAGCAGCGAGCCCGCAAGGCAGCAGUGCGGGCGAUGGCCACCGUCUGCGCGGCUAUUCCCAAACCAGAUCUGAGGGAUCCCGACCUGCUGGGAGCAGAUAUCAAAAAGACGGCAAGACAGCUGGAAAAUGGAGUUUGGAUCUUGGACCUGCCGUUGCAGGCUGGGGUUUGUGGGGUUACUGCAGCGAGCCCAGACGCGUGGCAGCAGCUGCAGCACAUAGAAGUCAUCGCGUCUUUGAGGCGCCGCACAGGGGCAGGCUUUGUCCUCCGUGGUUCCGCGCUGCAGCAGCAGCAACCGCAGCAACAGCAGCAGACGCCUCAAGGGGUGUAUGUUAGAGUCGUGGGGGAAGAUCAGGAGACCGUGUUCAGAGGAGCUGUUGCUGCAUGGAGCUGCUUGGGACCCCCUCAGUACCUCCCAGCCCCCGCAGACGCAGCAGAUGACGAGACGUUCGACUGCGCGACAGCCAUGGCAGGAGAAAAUGACGAAUUCCUGAAGGACGUUUGCCAGCGGACGGGAGCCCUGAUAGAUAUUGAGCCCGACCAGCCUCAAGGCUAUGCCCAUGGGGGGGCAGAGAGGACGGGGCUGCGCUAUGUCGCCAGGGCCUGCACCCAAGGGGCUACAGAGAAGGCUUUAAGGCUGCUGCGGUGGAGACUCCACCCACAGGCCACAGAGGAGGAUGGCGAGAGCCCUUCCCCCGGCCAAGACAUCAGGGGAGCAGCAGCCGCCUCUUUCUGGCAGUCUGCAAUGCCAGACGAGGCGGAGAUGAUGCGACGACGCAAGGAGGCGGAAGAGAGACGGAAGAAAAGGGGACAGAGAUCACGCUCGGCUUCUCCGGAGCGGCGGGGCCCCAACCGCCUCUCGUUCGCGCCUCCGCCUGAUGAACUCCUCACGGGUCCCUACGCCCCUCUGGACAAGUAG
Messenger RNA from Eimeria mitis, 1194 nucleotides. RefSeq lists its product as uncharacterized. The record is from RefSeq and is a predicted model, not a curated record. Lineage: Eukaryota; Apicomplexa; Conoidasida; Eucoccidiorida; Eimeriidae. Bases 1 to 1194 code for a protein of 397 amino acids. The transcript is spliced from 8 exons.